Molecule: messenger RNA, 1587 nt
Organism: Vicia villosa (hairy vetch)
Lineage: Eukaryota; Viridiplantae; Streptophyta; Magnoliopsida; Fabales; Fabaceae
Exons: 3
Coding region: 1-1587 (528 amino acids)
Source: RefSeq, a predicted model, not a curated record
AUGGAAACCAGAAAUACUAUCCGAAUCAACUUCGUGAAAGUACCUUCCGAGCUGAAAGAUUUGGUAUCAAAGGUUCCUGGAAAUUCUCGCUUCAGCGAAAGACAUGGUCAUAUCCUCGAUUUGGUUACCUCAGGUUUCGAAGAAGAAACGAUGAGCGUGUUGUUUCAAUUCUUUGACCCCGAGCAUCAUUGCUUCACGUUCCCCGAUUAUCAGUUGGUACCCACUAUGGAAGAAUUUUCUGAGACGCUUCAGAUCCCUAUUGGAAAUCAACUACCAUUCACUGGUUUAGAGAAGAUUCCGAAGUCUGAAGUCAUUGUCGCUGCUUUACAUCUGAAGAAGUCUGAAAUUGAGAAUAAUUGGGAAACAAGGAGUGGGGUCGAGGGCUUCCUCGCUAAGUUCUUAAUUGAUAAGGCACGAUCAUUCUCGGAUUCCAUGAGUUAUCAUGCUUUCGAAGACAUAUUGGCUUUGCUCAUCUAUGGUUUGGUGUUGUUUCCAAAUCCUGACCAGUUCGUAGACGUGCACGCCAUCAAGAUAUUUUUGACUCACAAUCCCGUGCCUACUUUGCUUGGAGAUAUUCUACACUCACUUCAUACUCGUACAAUGAAGAAGCGGGGGACUCUCAUGUGUUGUAUACCUUUUCUGUCUAGGUGGUUUAUUUCGCACCUUCCUCGAUCAGUAAUGAGGAAUGACCAAGGCCAGAAGUGGCAUCGGAGAAUAAUGUCACUUUCUCACUCUGAUGUUCGUUGGUGUUCGCUGUCCAAGGAAAAUGUUGUUAUCAUCGACCGUUGCGGGCGAUACCCUAAUGUGCCUCUCCUUGGCAUAAGGGGAGGUAUUACUUAUAAUCCCUCAUUGGCCCUACGCCAGUUCGGUUAUGCUCGAAGAGAUGGUAUUCAUCAUAUGCUUAUACAAGGCAUUGUGUUCAACUAUGAGGAGGAUCCUCAAGGCCACCGUCAGAAGUUUAUACGUGCUUGGGACAUGGUGAAUAGGAUUGACAACAAGAGCUUGGGACAAAAGAACUCCAUUCCUUUAGAGGCUUACCUCAGAUGGGUUAUUUCUCAUCCUGACAUGCCCUCUGAUAUUGAGGAACUGAAGAGAUCUUGGAUCCAAUUGAAGGAAGAAAGGGACACCUUUGAAGCUCAAUUCCGCGCCAAAGAGAAGAAAGUAUUAGAGCUCACAAGGCAACUUCAGGAUGAGCAGAGUUUCUAUGACAAGACACUCAUAUUCUCGCUGUUUAUUUCAGCUAAGAAAAUGAAUCCUCUCGAGAAAUCAGUUAAGGAUCUGCAAGUACAGAAUGCUGAGUUCCAAGCCCUGAUUUUGAAUCUGGCUAAAGGGAAAGAAGAGCUGAAGACACUCUUACUAAGAAUGAGAAGAAGACUAAGAAGCCUGUGGGUGUUUUCAACAUGGGAAGAAGGUUCCGAGGCCCUCUCAAAAAGGUCAAAGAAGUCGAAAUCCCAGAAGAGACUGAACAAGAUGACAAUGGUAGUGGCAGGACUGAUUAGAAGAGCAAUGGUUCUGUCAAGCAAGAUGAAGAAGAGGGAGAGUACUACGAUGACGAAGAGUAUCCGGAGGAUAAGUACAGACAGUUAG